Molecule: messenger RNA, 1395 nt
Organism: Prunus armeniaca (apricot)
Lineage: Eukaryota; Viridiplantae; Streptophyta; Magnoliopsida; Rosales; Rosaceae
Source: the annotation of a GenBank genome assembly
AUGUUUUGGAUACCAAUUGCGGUGGUGAUUGAACAAGCAUCAGUUUUGCCAGGUGCGCUACAAGUAGAGCCUGCGGUACUCUUCUGUGCGUCUGUAGCUCAAGAGAUAUAUAUGACGAAGGAGAUGAACCUGAAGAUCAAUCAUGAUUGUCAAGCGGUAAGCAACGGUGGCGCAGCUUCUGAUGCCGGCACCGUCUCAAGCUCCAGAGUUUCAUCUCUCCUGGCCUCCAAAGAUCGUGACUUUCUUCUUUCUCCAACUGGAAAUCAGGUGAAAGUUUGUGAUCUUGAGGGGAAGAUCAUAGGGCUCUACUUCUCAGCCAACUGGUACCCGCCAUGCUGGAACUUCAACCAAGUCCUGGUUGGCAUCUAUGAGCAGCUCAAGAGUAGUGGGUCUAAUUUUGAGAUUGUGUACGUCUCGUCUGAUGAAGACGCCGAUGCCUUUAACAUCUACCAUGGAUGCAUGCCAUGGCUGGCCAUUCCCUUUUCUGAUUUGGACACCAAGAAAGCUUUGAACCGUAGGUUUGACAUAGAAGGCAUUCCCAGCUUGGUUAUUUUACAUCCUAACGAUAAUAAAGACGAGGCUAAUCUGCGCGAUGGAGUUGAACUUAUUUACCGCUACGGGGUGGAAGCCUUCCCUUUUACAAAACAAAGGUUGGAAGAAUUGCAAGAUGAGGAGAGGGCGAGGCAUGAGAACCAAACUUUGACGAACUUACUAACAAACCACGACAGAGACAAUCUUUGGGGUCACCCUACGCCUGAACAGGUGCCUGUUGCUGCAUUAGUAGGCAAAACAAUUGGACUCUACUUCUCAGCUCAUUGGUGCCGUCCAUGCGUUAAUUUUACUCCUAGGCUGAUCUCCAUCUACCAGAAGAUUAAGGAGCAAAUGCUGGUAGAUGGGGAUCAAGACGGAAAGGACUUCGAGAUAGUAUUUGUGUCCAGUGAUCGUGACCAAGCAUCGUUCGACUCCUACUUCGACACCAUGCCAUGGCUAGCGUUGCCUUUUGGAGAUCCAAACAUCAAACAACUAGUCAAGCAUUUUGAUGUCAAAGGUAUCCCUUGUUUGGUAAUUUUAGGGCCUGACGGUAAAACCGUGACCAAGCAGGGUAGGAAUCUCAUCAACUUGUACCAAGAAAACGCCUAUCCCUUCACCGAGGCAAAACUGGAACUGCUGGAGAAAAAAAUGGAUGAGGAGGCUAAGAGCCUCCCUAGGUCGGUGUACCAUGGAGGGCACCGGCACGAGCUUAACUUGGUAUCGGAAGGCAACGGAGGAGGACCCUUUAUAUGCUGUGACUGUGAUGAACAAGGAUCAGGUUGGGCUUACCAAUGUCUUGAAUGUGGAUAUGAGGUGCACCCCAAAUGUGUGACUCUGACUGUUGCAGCCAAUAUCAAUAGGUGA